AUGGCUGAAUUCCUAAAAGAUAUAGAUCCAAGAAUCAUUGAUCCUAAGGACCUAGAUCCAAGAAUCUCAUAUGAUCAAACUGAAGACCAAUGGUUAUUUGAAGAUCCUCAAACAUUAGAAAGUUUCCAAUUCAAUGAUGUUUUAGAAAGAUGGUUACCAAUUGAAUCAUUAAAUGAAGAUUUAAGUGAUGCUCAAAAAGAAUUACAAGAAAAGAAAAGACAAAAACUUCAAGAAGUAAAAGAAGCUAAACAAGCUAAAUCAAAACAAAAAGUUUCUACUGCUGUUUAUGUCUCGAAUUUACCAUUAGAUACAGAUGUUACUGAAUUAAAAGAAAUUUUCUCUAAAUAUGGUAUUAUAGCAGAGGAUUUACUCACGGGGAAAUCAAAGAUCAAAUUAUAUACAAAUGAGCAAAAUGAAUUUAAAGGUGAUGCUCUUGUGGUGUAUCUUAAACCUGAAAGUGUUGAAUUAGCUGUACAAAUGUUGAAUGAAACAAAAUUACGUGUAAAUGGAGAUGUUAUUUCAGUUCAAAAAGCAGAAUUUAAUCAAUCCAAAACUGAAGAUAAUGAAAAGAAACACAAGAGACCUUUGACUGAAGAAGAAAAAUCCAUUAUAAGGAAAAGGUUGAAAACUUUGAAUGAAAAAGUUGAUGAUUGGAAUGGUGAAGAUGAUCAAAUUAAUCCAAAAUGGAUAAGGACUGUGAUAAUUAAAAGAGCAUUCACUUUAAAAGAAUUAGAAGAAGACCCAGAUGCAUUGAAAGAAAUAGAAGAAGAUAUGAUGGAAGGUUGUGAAGAAUUGGGUCAAGUGGAAAAAGUUAUUGUAUUUGAUCAAGAAGAAGAAGGUGUUGUGAUGGUUAGAUUUUAUAAUAGUGAAUCCGCAGUUAAAUGCAUUGAUGUAAGUCAAAAACUAGCAGUUACUAGAUAUAAUGGUGAACAUUAUAAUAAAUCUGAACCCAAAUCUAAAGACAAAACAGAUAAUACCCCCAUCAGAAUCCCCACAGGAGUCGAAGAUAACGAUGAAGAAGAAGAAAGGAUCCAAUCGUUUAUUAAACAUGUUGAUGAAGAAUAG
Hansenula ciferrii is the source of this 1065-nucleotide messenger RNA. RefSeq names its product U2 snRNP complex subunit CUS2 (gene CUS2). Lineage: Eukaryota; Fungi; Ascomycota; Saccharomycetes; Phaffomycetales; Wickerhamomycetaceae. Gene Ontology annotation, molecular function: RNA binding. The transcript has 2 exons. Bases 1 to 1065 code for a protein of 354 amino acids. Gene Ontology annotation, cellular component: U2-type spliceosomal complex; U2 snRNP. The record is from RefSeq and is a predicted model, not a curated record. Gene Ontology annotation, biological process: mRNA splicing, via spliceosome.